Phanerochaete carnosa HHB-10118-sp is the source of this 646-nucleotide messenger RNA. RefSeq lists its product as uncharacterized. The coding region runs from base 1 to 633 and encodes 210 amino acids. NCBI's taxonomy places the organism in Eukaryota, Fungi, Basidiomycota, Agaricomycetes, Polyporales, Phanerochaetaceae. The record is from RefSeq and is a predicted model, not a curated record. The transcript has a single exon.
AUGUCGCCGGAGCUCGCAUGGACGGUGCUUCUCAAGCACAUGGACGAAGCAUCGCAAAGUCGGGUGUUUGUGCGUCACGUGCAUCGUCACCCGGACGACAUCUCGUUGUUGCCAUCGUGGAAGGAGUUCAUGCAACACGACUCUGAGGGUUCUGAUCAUUUACUAUAUCUGAAUGUUCUCGCGCUGUCUCUUCUGGACACAUCACUUCUUCAUACGCAUGAGCCCGGGACCUACUGCUAUAACGCGCCGUCGUACGGUCCUGUUCGCAUAGUUCGAGAUGAGGAAGAGGACGAAGGCGAGGACGGUUGUGAGACGCUCCAGAUCCAGGUCCAAGAUGCAAGCGACCACUACGAAACUCAAAAAUGCACCAAGGUCAACGGUACAUUUUUACAAGACGUGGAGUAUGCAGCCUUGAAGCUUUCUGUCGACUUAUGGCUCGUUGUGGAGGUGAUUGGGAUGCAGCAGAUAGCAGAGUACACGGCGCUGGUAGUAGUUAAACGAGGAUGUAUAUUUCCUUCGUCGGAUUCGCUGCUUCCCGACCGAUAUGUGCUGGUCGUGCACUUGUCGGACGAGCAAGCUGGAGCGUGGUUGAUAGAUAUAGCUACAAGGGCUACUAGUAGUGCCAAUCUAUAGAACAUAAUUACAG